AACAAGGAAGGAUCCAGAAACCCGAAGCUAAAGAAUAUGGCUAUGGCGUUCUGAGAAAAUUCUUGGUCAGAAAAUAUGCCGAGAUCGCUGAUUCAGCGCCUGGCGCCAUACCUGGCUGGUCGAAUCCGACAGAACCAAAGGCUUCUAAGCUCUGCUUCUUCGUCUUCUGCUCUUUACGAAGCCUCUCCAUCGCCUUCUUCUCCAUCUCCCGAUGCCGUCCACUUGACCGACAAUUGGGUCCGAAGAAUGAAAGAGCUGCAAGCUACCGAAGCACCGGGUGGUGGAAAGAUGCUUAGGUUGAGUGUGGAAACUGGGGGAUGUUCUGGGUUCCAAUAUGUCUUUGAUCUGGAUGACAAAACCAGCUCAGAUGAUAGAAUUGUUGAGAGGGAAGGAGUUAAGCUCGUGAUCGAUAAUAUUUCAUAUGAUUUUGUAAAAGGGGCAACCGUUGAUUACGUUGAGGAGCUGAUACGUUCAGCAUUUGUGGUGACUGAAAAUCCAAGUGCAGUGGGUGGGUGCAGUUGUAAAAGUUCUUUCAUGGUGAAACAGUAGUUUUGUUGCAAGUACCUUACCCAUAUACUCCCAGCACGGUCACUCAUGUUUGGCCCCAACUGGUUAUUAUUUCCAUUUUUUGUUUUCCAAUAACAACCAUUUCAACUGAAAGAAAUUGCUUCUGUAUCACGCUACUAUACAUGUAAGAAAGCAAGGUGUAAAACAGUCAUCUAUCAUCGAGCUCUUGUAUUUUUUAUCGUUUCAGGGUUCGUAUUUGAAUGUAGGUAAUUCAGUAAUAAUUGCACUUUGUUUGGCA
This is a messenger RNA of Juglans microcarpa x Juglans regia, 805 nucleotides long. Its product is annotated as iron-sulfur assembly protein IscA-like 2, mitochondrial. Gene Ontology annotation, cellular component: mitochondrion. The record is from RefSeq and is a predicted model, not a curated record. Bases 76 to 549 code for a protein of 157 amino acids. Gene Ontology annotation, biological process: iron-sulfur cluster assembly. The transcript has 4 exons. Gene Ontology annotation, molecular function: 2 iron, 2 sulfur cluster binding; iron ion binding; 4 iron, 4 sulfur cluster binding. Lineage: Eukaryota; Viridiplantae; Streptophyta; Magnoliopsida; Fagales; Juglandaceae.